CUGCUGAUUAGAAGGUCAUAAGUUCAAGUCCUAGCACUGCUAAGCUACCACCGCUCAGGUGUAUAAAUGAGAUAAAUGUAAGUGGAUAUGGGCGUCUGCCAAAUGCUAGAAACGUAAAUGUAAGAGGUGAUUGAGUUCUCCUAAGGGAUCAACUCUGUUACACGUUUUGAGCGUGUUACGUGAGACUGUGCUCACCAAUCACAGCCUGGGGUCCAGCCCUGUGUGUGUCAGUAGCUCCAGUAAACACGCCCCGCUCGCUGUGCGGAAGCCCCGCAGUGCCUUCAGCAGAGCUGGCGGAGGUGACUCUUCCCGGCUGAACAGACAAACCGGGUUGCAGUGGACCGGAUAUAUAAGCGGUGAAUUUCACACAGUUAACGGUUUGGCCAUGGCGUCCAGCAGCUCCUGUGUGGUGAUCAGCGACGAUGAGCAGGGUUAUGAUCUCGACCUGUUCUGCAUACCAAAGCACUAUGCUGCUGACCUGGAGCGUGUCUAUAUACCUCAUGGACUAAUCAUGGACAGGACUGAGCGACUGGCCAGAGAAAUCAUGAAGGAUAUGGGGGGACACCACAUUGUUGCACUCUGUGUGCUCAAAGGGGGCUACAAGUUCUUUGCAGACCUGCUGGACUACAUCAAAGCACUGAACCGCAACAGUGAUCGCUCCAUUCCAAUGACUGUGGACUUCAUUCGCCUCAAAAGCUACCAAAAUGACCAGUCUACAGGGGAGAUUAAGGUGAUUGGUGGAGAUGAUCUGUCCACACUCACAGGGAAGAAUGUCUUGAUUGUGGAGGAUAUAAUUGAUACUGGGAAGACAAUGCAGACAUUGUUAGAACUCCUCAAGCAGUACAAUCCAAAAAUGGUCAAGGUGGCCAGUUUACUUGUGAAGAGGACACCAAGGAGUGUUGGCUACAGACCUGAUUUUGUAGGAUUCGAGGUCCCCGACAAAUUUGUGGUGGGAUACGCGCUAGAUUACAAUGAGUACUUUAGAGAUUUAAAUCAUAUCUGUGUCAUCAGUGAAACAGGAAAAGAGAAGUACAAAGCUUGAGGUGGUCUGCACCUCCCCCUUUUUAGCUGUGCAUAAUUUUUACUGAUGACCAUUUUAUAUUACAUCUGGCUUGUAAUUCUGAGGAGCGCUGCUUGCAGCAGAUACAUCUCCUUUUCUGCAGGAGUGAAAAGUGCAGAGAGACACGGUUCCUCUCAGAGCACGAUGCACUCGCACAUACUGGUGACCCCCAAGCCUUUCUCUGCUGAAUCACAGAUGUAUUUUGGUUUGAAUGUAUUCAACUAUGAAAUAUAUAUAUAUGGUAGUAAAUUUCUCUAAUUUAUUUUGUAUAAUUUUUUAAAUAAUUGCCUGACCUUUUCUUUUAUGUUAAUACUUAACUUUAUUCAGCAUGAUUAGAGAGCUUGCAGCCAUACUUAACAAGAUCUUGAUUGAUUGGCUCAAUAAAAAUGAAUUUCUAGUUAAAUAUUUACACUGUACAAGCCAUGAUGUGCAUAAUCAAAUGGAAUUAAUGGUUUUUUUGUUUGUUUGUUUUUUUUUUUAUUAAUCAUGUAAUUUUUAUGCACAAUUAUUUUGGGUUGUUCUGAUUUUAAGAUGAGCAGGACAGCUGUACUUUUGAUCCAAAAAUAUUUUUUUUGACCACACUUAGGAUGUUUACCCUUGGCGGCGUCUUUUUCUUUUUUAAGUGUGUUAUUACAAUAAUUUUUCUUUGCUAUUUUAUUUUUUAUGACGUUUUAUUGCAUAUUAUUAUAUAUUCUGUAAGCAUACUUGACAUUAAAAGUAAAGGGGUAAAAUGUUAUGGUGCCUUAUAUGCUAUGUCAUAUAGCCACAAUAACAGUCAUAUCCAAUACAUUUUCUGUAACAUAAACAUGAUGAAGGGAUGAUGACAAAGUGAGCUACUGUACAUUUGCAAUUUUAGCAACACCAUUACCAGCUUGUACAUUAGCCUUAGACGUUAAUAUGAUGGGCAUAAAGCAGUCUAGGUCCUAUAAUUGAUUAUCCUAAAUAGUUGUGUGGUUUCAGAUGUACACAUCAUUGCCCAAGCAACAUCUCAGUCCUGAGGCAGCUUUGGCAAAUAGGUCAUUAGAUCAUCUAAUCGGACCACUGUAUCAGAGAGGACUGUAAAUGAUUAACAAUGUAUUGGAUUGAAAAAUGUGUGAUGACAUUAAAUACUAUUUCAUUUGAACUCGAAAAA
Molecule: messenger RNA, 2192 nt
Organism: Pangasianodon hypophthalmus (striped catfish)
Lineage: Eukaryota; Metazoa; Chordata; Actinopteri; Siluriformes; Pangasiidae
Gene: hprt1
Product: hypoxanthine phosphoribosyltransferase 1
Exons: 9
Coding region: 386-1042 (218 amino acids)
Biological process (GO): guanine salvage; IMP salvage; purine ribonucleoside salvage
Molecular function (GO): hypoxanthine phosphoribosyltransferase activity; magnesium ion binding
Source: RefSeq, a predicted model, not a curated record